Messenger RNA from Caenorhabditis auriculariae, 1462 nucleotides. The record is from the annotation of a GenBank genome assembly. Lineage: Eukaryota; Metazoa; Nematoda; Chromadorea; Rhabditida; Rhabditidae.
AUGUACGGAAAUCAACAGUCAGUAUACGACUCUGUGGCCGAACUGGCCGUGUCUUCAGCUAUGGUGAUUUUUGCUCUCUUUUUCUGAUUAGUAAAUUCCUUCAGUUUUUAGCUAAAAAUAGUUAUUGGUUUUUUUUUUUCGUUUAGGCGAAUGUUCGCAACAAAAGCACAGAUGAAUUAACAGCAAUGCUUGACGAUACAGCGCAACUUGACGCGAUAAUUGAUUCGUUACCACAGGUUUUUUUAAUUGUUAUUUUCAGUUCAUGUGGUUGAAAUUUUUUCUAGGUUACUUCUGUCAGUGUAGAUAGAGAUUCAUCAUUGGCUAGGAACAAAUCGCUCGCAGAAUGGAACAUGGCUCAGCAGCCGCGAAUCGAUCAAAUUCAUUCGCAGGUUUGCAAAAAAUGAUAAUUUCAAAGUAUGCAAUACAUUUCAGAAUCUGAAGCUAUUUGAAGAAGCGUCAGCAUUGAAGGCAGAAGUGAACGAAAUGAAGAAAAGAUUAGGUGCAGUCGAUUUGAAGCUUCUUUGAGUAUAUUUUCUAUUUUCAGACGAAUUAUCUUCUUCUCGGUCUUUAGAUACAACUCACAGUUUGAUGUUGAUAUCUCAUCAGGAAGCUGAUGACGAUGCUGAGGUUUUAAUAUUCAUAUUUUGAUUGAAAAAGUCAAAAAUUAUUUUCAGAACCUCGUCAAACAAUUUCAAAAUGGCGAACUGAGUCUUGACAUCUUUUUGAGGCAAUAUAAGGAGAAAAAAAGACGUUAUCGCAUCUCAGGUUGGUUUUUCUAAAAUGCAACUGUAAAAAAAGUUUUUUUAGAAGAUUAAUUUUAUAUUUGAAUUUAAUUUUUCAACAACUUUUGUUUGCGUGUACAAGCUUACUUCGUUUUUAUGAAUUUUGUGAAUUUAAGUGUGUAUCGAUACUUGAGAUGUGUGUAAAAGUUACUUUAAACUAAUUUUCGUUUGAGUUGUCCAUGGAGCGCAAAAUGUUCAAUUUCUAACGGCUAAUUCCUGAGUACCACUUUAUUGUCUGAAGUGACUUGAAUUCAUGAAAUUUUCACUAUUUUUUGUAUUUUUUUUUUCGGUUUUUAUGUUGAACCAUAUUUAUAAUCCUGUCUUGUUUCGAGAAAAAUAUACAAAUUUUUAGAAAUUUUUUUAGAUCUACAUGACUAUACCCGUCUUGUAGUUGAUCUUUUAAAGACAAUUUUGUCAAAAUUCACAGUUUUUUUUAAUAUUAAUCGCAAAUAAGCAAAUUAUUUUAUGUUUCAAAAGUUUCUCCUUUUCCCAGGAAAAUCAAGGCGGACCGUAUCAAUGCGAUAAUCCGGGAGCAACAGGGCUACGGGACGAUCGGAAGCAGUGGCCCCCCACAGCCGAUGACGUCAUCGCAAGGAUUCCAGAUGCCCGGGUACCCCAACUUGACGUCAUACGGAUAUCAGGCUCCGAUGGGCGGUCCAUCCAAACAUCCCUUCUUCUAA